Trifolium pratense (red clover) is the source of this 1699-nucleotide messenger RNA. Its product is annotated as putative MO25-like protein At5g47540. Gene Ontology annotation, biological process: intracellular signal transduction. Bases 370 to 1383 code for a protein of 337 amino acids. The transcript has 11 exons. Lineage: Eukaryota; Viridiplantae; Streptophyta; Magnoliopsida; Fabales; Fabaceae. Gene Ontology annotation, molecular function: protein serine/threonine kinase activator activity. The record is from RefSeq and is a predicted model, not a curated record.
GAUAUUAUAAAUUAUGGAGUAUUUUCAUUUUCAUUUUUUUACCGAACUUAGAGUGGUUGAAUUAAAAUCGACGUAAAAGGGGGAAAAAAGAUGAAACAAAAGUUUGUUUUUUCUGGUAUUAGUAUCAAAACUUGAAUCUAAUCUCAUAACAGAUCGUAUCCUAAUGCAUCUUCAUUCUGGAUUAUCCACACAUAAUAAUUUCAUUUUUUUUCUGAUAAAAAUCUGAAUCAUAAAUAGUAAUAAUAAUUGAACUAACUAAUAUUAAUAUGGCAAAAUAAAAAAUCUCUCUCUCUCUCUCUCUCUCUCUAACUCUCUCUUCACCAUUCAUCUUCAUCUUCCUCGCUGAAUCAGAAACCCUAACCUGAGAAGAUGAAGGGUCUCUUCAAGCCAAAGCCACGCACUCCUAUUGAUAUUGUGCGCCAAACCAGAGAUCUUCUUAUCUACUUCGAUAGCAGCACCGAAUCACGCGAUAGCAAGAAGGAAGAAAAACAAAUGAAUGAGCUAUGUAAAAACAUCAGGGAGCUAAAGUCAAUUCUUUAUGGAAAUAGUGAAUCUGAACCAGUGACGGAAGCUUGUGCGCAGUUAACUCAGGAGUUCUUUAAGGAGGACACGUUGCGACUGCUUAUCAAUUGUAUUCCUAAAUUGAAUUUGGAGGCCAGAAAAGACGCCACCCAAGUUGUUGCAAAUUUACAAAGGCAACCGGUUCAGUCUAAGUUGAUCGCAUCUGAUUACCUGGAGAAAAAUAUGGAUCUUAUGGAUAUUUUGAUAGUUGGUUAUGAAAACACGGAUAUGGCUUUGCACUAUGGGGCAAUGCUGAGGGAGUGUAUAAGACACCAGAUUGUUGCAAAAUAUGUUCUGAACUCCCCUCAUAUGAAGAAUUUCUUUGAUUAUAUCCAACUUCCAAAUUUCGACAUUGCUGCAGAUGCUGCGGCAACUUUUAAAGAACUCAUGACCCGACAUAAAUCAACUGUAGCUGACUUCCUUUCUAAGAAUUAUGAAUGGUUUUUUGCAGAUUAUAACUCUAAGCUGUUGGAAUCUUCCAAUUAUAUUACAAGGCGCCUAGCUGUUAAGUUGCUGGGAGAUAUGUUACUUGAUCGUUCAAAUUCUGCUGUAAUGACGCGAUAUGUAAGCUCAAGAGAAAACCUGAGGAUUUUGAUGAAUCUUCUAAGAGAGUCAAGCAAGAGCAUACAGAUAGAAGCAUUUCAUGUUUUCAAGCUAUUUGCUGCAAACCAAAAUAAACCAGCUGAUAUUAUCAGCAUAUUUGUUGCAAACAAAAGUAAGAUGCUGAGACUAUUGGAUGAAUUCAAAAUUGAGAAAGAGGAUGAACAGUUUGAAGCUGACAAAGCCCAAGUGAUGGAGGAAAUUGCUGCUCUUGAAGGUUAACGAAUAAUGUGCUUGAGUUGCAGACACAGUUAAAUGACAAGUUGCAAUGUGGUAUUUUACCUUAAGAAUUGUGUAUUAUAAUAGCUAUGUUAGAUGCAACUAUCAUUUUAUUCAGAUUUAAAUCUUUUUCUGUAAUUCUAUCGCCUCGCCUCCCUGUAAAAUAUUAGAUAAAUAAAUUGUUUAAACGAGCUACAUCGGUUUAUACUUUCCAUGUUUUAGAAAGUAAUAAACAUAUUCCUAGCCGCAUGUAAUUAUAAAUGUUUGAGGUCGUGCUAUAAUCUGACCCCCGCAAAUUUAUUUGACUCAUCCUUUUAUA